UAAAAAAACUCCUAUCUAGUUACGACUUUCCUGUGUGAACAAUUCGAUUAAUAUAUACAGUUAAUUCUCGAUAUCCGAAACGAAGUUAUGAUGUCGGACUUAUUUUCCGGUUCGAGCUUGGAUGACGAUAAUAAGGCGAAAGGCGGUGAUGCUGAAUUGCAGGAAUUUUUGAUGAUUGAGAAACAGAAAGCGCAGUUCAAUGCACAGAUACACGAAUUUAAUGAUUUCUGUUGGGAGAAGUGCGUAGACAAGCCUGGCAGCAAAUUAGAUGGACGAACCGAGACGUGUUUAAACAACUGCGUUGACAGAUUCAUAGAUGUAUCUCUGCUUAUCACCAAUCGAUUCGCGCAAUUAUUACAGAAGUCAGCUAGCGGAAUGUGAUGAAUGACAAGACUUGUGUUAACACGAUGUUAACGAGAAGUAUAAUUGUUAAUUGUAUGUGAAAUAUGUUUUAAUAUAAAAUAGGAAACGAUUAAGUUCA
Molecule: messenger RNA, 481 nt
Organism: Orussus abietinus
Lineage: Eukaryota; Metazoa; Arthropoda; Insecta; Hymenoptera; Orussidae
Gene: Tim8
Product: mitochondrial import inner membrane translocase subunit Tim8
Exons: 2
Coding region: 88-381 (97 amino acids)
Source: RefSeq, a predicted model, not a curated record